Messenger RNA from Sungouiella intermedia, 441 nucleotides. The record is from the annotation of a GenBank genome assembly. Lineage: Eukaryota; Fungi; Ascomycota; Pichiomycetes; Serinales; Metschnikowiaceae.
AUGGAAAACCCCAAACUGAAGAGAUUCCUAUCACAUGCCAUAGAGCCCCAGCAAUUUGCAAGCCACCAGACCCCAGAUUCGGCCUCUUUGGCCACUCUUGGUAUGCGGAUUAGAAAGGCAGUAUCGGAGGGUUACCAGGUCAAUUCUCCCAACUCCUACAACUCCCAGUACUCGGCUCCCGUACAGCACAGUGCCUUUGAGCGUGUGUCUUUGCCUGCAAACAUGAGUCAACCUCCAUCGUUGACCAGUGCAGGCUCCACGUUCCAGUCUGGUCUGAACGUUUCUGAAUGGGGAACACCCCUGAUGAACUUGACCACGAUACCUCUGUUUGAGUCGGGAAAUAAGAGGAAGUUUGACAGUGAUGAGCCAGAGAUUCGUCAUCCCUCGUUUGAGGAGUACAGCGCUCGCCACGGCAGGUUGCAGUUCGACGAGGACUUUUGA